Striga hermonthica is the source of this 1392-nucleotide messenger RNA. The record is from the annotation of a GenBank genome assembly. Lineage: Eukaryota; Viridiplantae; Streptophyta; Magnoliopsida; Lamiales; Orobanchaceae.
AUGAAGGAAAUUGUUACUAUCCAGUUAGGAAACUAUGCAAAUUUUGUUGGCUCUCACUUCUGGAACUUCCAGGAUGAGCUGCUUGGAUUAGCUGACAGCCCUGACAGUGACCAGAUAUUUAGAAAUCAUGGCCUUAACAUGGACAUCCUUUAUCGUAUGGGUGAAACUCAGCAGGGUAUUUUGACUUACACCCCUCGUUUGGUGUCUGUGGAUUUUCAAGGAUCCCUUGGAACGAUGAGUUCUCACGGAACGUUAUACAAUGAGAUUCCAGAAACUUCACGUGAUAUUUCAACAUGGACAGGUCCUGUAACAACUCAUAGGUCUCAACCUUCGAAAAAGAACUUAUUCUUGCAAAGCCUGUACGAUGAAGAGGGUGCGAAGUCAGGUAGCUCCAUCAGCUGUGAGAGUGGGAACAACAAUUCUCGUACUGAAGUUCAAGAUAAAGACAUAGUUGAUUGUCUGGAAAAUGGUGUCCUUUAUUGGACAGACUUUUCAAAAGUUCAUUAUCACCCUCAAAGCAUAUAUGAGUUGAGUGGAUUGUGGUCAGAUGUCCAAGAAUUUAACAAUUAUGGGAUUGGAAAAGAGGCAUUUUCUGGGGGUCUACGAGCAGAUGAAAUCAGUGAGAGGCUGCGUUUCUUUAUUGAAGAAUGUGACCUUCCCCAGGGAUUUCAGUUUAUUAUCGACGACUCUGGAGGGUUUUCUGGUGUAGCGGCGGAGUUUUUAGAGAAUAUUUCUGAUGAGUACACGAAUAUUCCAGUUCUACUUUACUCUGUCCGCAGUCCCGAGUUCUGCUCGGAUCCAGGAAGCCGAAUACAGACGAUAUCGCGUAAACUUCAUAAUGCUGUUUCUUUUACAAAGCUAUCUGCUUUCUGUAAAUUGAUUGUCCCUGUUGGUUUGCCAUCCCUCAAUGUUGGUAAGUACUGCUAUCAUUUGAGAUCCAAACGGGCCUCGAUUUCAGAAGCAAAAGAGGCAGUACAGGCUGCAUAUUAUGCAAGCCCGAUAGAGAAGAAGGCCAGAUUCUCUCAUUUAUCCAUAGCUCAAUGUCCUCUCCCGAUACCUUUACCUUUCCCUUCAAUAUUCAAAAAUCUCGUGGGUCGAGACGGUGAGCUUUUGGACACUCCAAUUUCAGAUUGUGCAUUUACACGAGGUUCUCUCGAGGUACAUUCUGUUCCUAUGGCAGCAAGACUUCGUUCGAGUAAUGCGAUUUUGCCGUUUUUGGAGGGUAGAUUGGAAAGCCUACGUAAGUUUGGGAUAUCUCGUGGAGGUUUAGGUACCGAGCUGCUUAAAAGUUGGGGUUUCGAGAGAGAGGAUGUUGAGGAGAUGGGGGAGACUUUGUCUGGGAUGGUUAUGGCUUUAAAUUCCGGCUCUCAAAUGUUGUCUGAUUCUGAUUAA